Molecule: messenger RNA, 2159 nt
Organism: Labeo rohita (rohu)
Lineage: Eukaryota; Metazoa; Chordata; Actinopteri; Cypriniformes; Cyprinidae
Gene: sbk3
Product: SH3 domain binding kinase family, member 3
Exons: 4
Coding region: 323-1396 (357 amino acids)
Biological process (GO): peptidyl-serine phosphorylation; peptidyl-threonine phosphorylation
Molecular function (GO): protein serine/threonine kinase activity; ATP binding
Source: RefSeq, a predicted model, not a curated record
GGAGGGAAAAAGGAAGAGCGAGGGAGAGAGAGAGAGAGCAGAGGAAGGUGGUAAGCAUGAGUGAAGGCCGACAGACUCAUUGAGGAUCAACAGAGAGAGAGAGAGAGAGAGCACACAUAUAAAAAUACUCAGUAGCAACGGGCACUCGCACUUGCAGCGUGACAUCUGAUUAACUGCUUGUCGAUCUCAGUUGUAUGUUGAUAACGAGCAACAGACAGUUUGACUCCGAUCUCAGUCCUGUGCAGAUGGGAAAGAGACAGUGAGAGAUAACUGACUGUUUCCGAGACUCCCUGAAAGACCUGCAGCGUUGGACAGUUGGACAAUGACUACUGCACCUAAAGAACUGGAUGAGCUGUGCUACCUCACGGCUCAGUCCAUGAAAUCACUAGUGACAUCAGAGCACUUCAAACUCAUCAAAAAGCUGGGAGAGGGGUCGUAUGGCAAAGUGAUGCUGGCGGUGCAUCAGAAGAGAGGAACCCCGAUGGCCCUGAAGUUCUUCCCCCGUCGCUCGACCACCCUCCAAGCUUUCCUGCGUGAAUACAAUCUCUCCGUCUCCUAUUGCACACAUCCUUCUCUAACGCGGGCUCUGGGCAUCUUCUACUCUACACCUUCUCACUACGUCUUUGCGCAGGAGGCUGGUCUCUACGGCGACCUGUAUGAUGUCAUUGUGUCAGAGGAGGGGGUGAGCGAGGAGUGUGCGCAGCGUGUGAUGUCUCAGUUGAGUGGGGCUGUGUCUCAUCUCCAUUCUCUUGGCUUCGUGCACCGUGACAUCAAGCCAGAGAACAUCUUCUUGUGUGACCGCGCUUGCCGCUGGGUCAAGCUGGGUGACUUUGGCCUGGCGCGAGCACAGGGGACCGAGGUUCGUGCCGUCUGGUACAACUCCCCUUUCUGCGUACCUGAGGUGGAGGCCGCCAAGAGAGUCAGCGAUGCAGAGGAAGAAACGGAGGACAUCUGGAUGCCCGUGGAGCCCAGUUUGGAUACUUGGGCUUUGGGGGUUCUCAUAUACUGCCUGCUGACGAGCUGCUUCCCCUGGGAGGAAAGCACUUCUGAUGACCCUUCCUACUGCAAAUACAGAGACUGGUUCAUCCGAAUCCAACAGAAAGAGGAGACACAAAACACAGUGAGAGAGGAGAACGAGACUGAAAUUGAUGUGCCCUCCCAGUUUGACUCUUUAAGCUCAUUCAUUCUCACCUUGCUGAGAAAGCUCCUGAACCCGCAGCCCCGGCUUCGCCCUGGGUCUGAUGAGAUCCUGUCGUACCUCGGUGGACCCUGGUUACUGAAGACAGAGAAAGAGGAGUUGAGGAGAGAGAAGGAGGCACAAGAGGAGGCCAAGAAGAUGCAGGAGAGAGGAGGGGUGGAGAGGGGAAAAGAAAUACUGGGAAGGAGGGAGAGAUAAAGUUAAUGUACGACAGCAAUAUUAUAAACAGAUGUACUGUAUUUUCAAGAUUUUAUAUUAGUGUUUAUAUUUUACACUUUUAGUUUUUUAUAUCAAUAGAAUAGUUUUAUUAUAAAACUGGAGACAUAAGAAAAUACCUGGAUGUGUACGUAGACUAUUUUCAAACAGAUGUAAUUUUUUUGCAGACACUUGGACAGUGUCUGAGAACAGUAGUAUUGCGUUUGAGAACAAAUGAUCAAACUAAGCUGCAUUUAUUUCAAAGAAAGAUACUAAAAAGAUUUGUCAUUAUAAAUUAGAACAUUCUAAAUAUAUGAUAAUUAUAUACAUAUAAUUAUAUAUUUUAGAAUUCUAUUUAGAAUUAUACACCCUUGUUCAAAAGUUUGAGGACUGUAAUGAUUAUUAUUUUAUUAUUAUUAUUAUUAUUAAUAGUAGUAGUAUCUGGACAUGGUUAAGUAGACGAUUUUUCAUACAAGAAUGGCUUAGUAUUCUGAUCCUUUGACCACAAUAAUUCAGUGUUUCUUAUAUUGAGCUGGUAACACUAAAACCAACAAUACUUCAAUUACCAACCAGUUUUUCUCAGGUGCAAUGUGUAAGUAUUCACUCAACACAGAGAGGCAAAUAGUUACUGAGGCGAUGUAGAAUAAUAAUGCUCAUCAGAUGUGGGUGGAAUACAUAACGUCUCUACCUCAAACCAGUUGUUUUGAUGUACAUAGCAAUGCAUACCUGUUUAUACUUGUUUGAAUAAACUUGUUUGACUCAUUAA